GCCGGUUCCGUGGUGCGCAGUCGUCACUAGUUACCACAAACCCGACGUCAUAAACCCCGCCUAUUCCUAAAAUGGGAUUUAAACCCUAAAUUGAGCCACACUGCUAGCCGUAUGCCCAAUAUUAACCUUUAAAUUAAGAGAAAAAAACAUGUGAUAUAACCCAUUACUUUGUGUUUGUGAUAACUAGUGACAACCAGUCCUCAGCGAGAACCUGGAGCAUCUCAAGAUGGCGGCUGAACGGAGGAUGAGGAUGAUAUCGGGUCGGGGUUGUGUGUCUGUGUUUCUGGCCGUGUUGUGCACCUUCUCCGUCGGGACUUGCGACGAACAGGUGCCGCUGAUGCUAUGGACGAGUGAAGGGUCUGGUCUGCCGUCCCAGGCUGUUCCUGCUGCUGGUCACAUAGUGGGUGUCACUCAGCUGAACUCAUACCUGGAGACCGCCCUGGGGUCCGCCCCGCGGAACGUACUGCUCUUCCUGCAGGACAAGAUGAGCAUUGAGGACUUCACCAUGUACGGAGGGGCAUUUGGCAACAAGCAUGACAGUGCCUUCCCUAACCUAGAGGGGGCGCUCCUCUCCAGCCCUUCCCCAUUGGUCCUGCCUGCCGUGGCCUGGCCAGCAUCCAGUGCUGUGAUCGGUCAACUCCAGGACCAAUUAGACACCUCUCCUCUCUACAUGGAACCAGAGACACUCAGCCAGCUACGACUCAACGCAUCUACCCCCGCCCUGCUGGUCUUCAGACUACCCUACAGCACCGGAUCUGAUCUGAUGUCUGCUAAGGAGGUUCUCAAUGGGAAUGAUGAGGUGAUUGGACAGGUGAUGAGCAUUAUGAAGAGCCAGUCUGUCCCCUACACUGCCGUCUACACUGCAAUGAGACCCUCACGGGUAAGUGUGUGUUUAUCCAUGUCUGUGUGUUUAUUUGUUUGUCAUAUACAAGGAAAGAGUUUACGUUUAUUCAACUUUCUAACUCUAAAUCUGUCUGAUGUACAGGACCAGUCAAAAGUCUGGACACAUCUACUCAUUCAAGGGUUUUCUACAUUGUAGAAUAAUAGUGAAUACAUCAACUAUG
Oncorhynchus kisutch (coho salmon) is the source of this 1064-nucleotide messenger RNA. Its product is annotated as V-type proton ATPase subunit S1. The record is from RefSeq and is a predicted model, not a curated record. Gene Ontology annotation, cellular component: proton-transporting V-type ATPase complex. Gene Ontology annotation, molecular function: ATPase activator activity. Bases 227 to 1039 code for a protein of 270 amino acids. NCBI's taxonomy places the organism in Eukaryota, Metazoa, Chordata, Actinopteri, Salmoniformes, Salmonidae. The transcript is spliced from 5 exons.